AUUACUCAGUGUUUUGGGUACAGUCCAGCUUCUAGAAACGUGUACGACCUGAUAUAUUGCGACUAGCAAUGUUAACAUGAGUUAUAUGUUGCUUGAAGCUAAUUUGUAUUUCACUUACUAUUAUUAUAUCAAAAAGGCACAGUUGUAAGUCACUGGAAGAAAUAUGGUCGCGAUUGGCAUCGAUCUUGGCACAACUUACUCGUGCGUAGGUGUUUUCCAGCACGGAAAAGUAGAGAUUAUUGCCAAUGACCAGGGCAAUCGGACCACACCUAGUUACGUUGCUUUCACUGAUACAGAGAGACUUAUAGGUGACGCAGCUAAAAACCAGGCAGCGAUGAACGCCACCAAUACAAUUUUCGACGCAAAACGUUUAAUUGGGAGGAAGUUUGACGACACUUCUGUUCAAAACGAUAUGAAGCACUGGCCCUUUAAAUUGAUAAACAAGGGUGGGAAGCCGAUCAUUCAAGUGGAAUACAAGGGAGAGAAUAAGACAUUUUCGGCAGAAGAAAUCAGUUCCAUGGUUUUGAUUAAGAUGAAAGAGACCGCCGAGGCUUACCUUGGUACAAAAAUUAAAGACGCUGUUGUCACGGUUCCAGCGUAUUUCAACGACUCGCAGCGACAGGCAACAAAAGACGCGGGCCAAAUAUCUGGCCUCAAUGUUUUAAGAAUAAUAAACGAACCAACUGCUGCCGCCCUAGCUUACGGACUCGACAAGAGUCUUUCUGGGGAGAAGAAUGUCUUAAUUUAUGAUUUAGGUGGUGGUACCUUUGACGUAUCUAUUCUUACAAUAGAUGAGGGGUCAAUGUUUGAAGUAAGGUCUACCGCUGGCGACACUCAUUUAGGAGGUGAAGAUUUCGAUAGUCGACUUGUUAACCACUUUGUUAAGGAAUUCCAAAGGAAACACCAUAAAGAUCUUAGUAAAAACAAUAGAGCGAUUCGCAGGCUACAAACGGCAUGUGAGCGAGCGAAGCGAACACUUUCAAGCAGUACUGAGGCAAGCAUAGAAAUUGAUUCAUUAUUCGAUGGAGUCGACUUUUACACGAAAGUUACACGUGCAAGAUUUGAAGAGCUUUGUUCUGACCUUUUCCGUGGAACUUUAGACCCAGUAGAAAAAGCCCUGACGGACGCCAAAAUGGACAAAAGCAAGAUUAAUGAUAUUGUACUUGUCGGCGGUUCAACACGUAUCCCAAAAAUUCAGAAGCUGUUACAAGAUUUCAUGAAUGGUAGAGAAUUAAACAAGUCAAUUAACCCGGAUGAAGCUGUAGCAUACGGCGCUGCUAUACAGGCUGCUGUUCUUUCCGGCGAUUCAAGCGAAGCAAUUAAAGAUGUUCUACUUGUUGACGUCAGUCCGUUGUCUUUAGGCAUAGAAACAGCGGGUGGUGUAAUGACCAACUUGAUUGACAGAAACAGUCGCAUACCAGCUAAAUUUUCGAAAACAUUUACGACAUAUGCCGACAAUCAACCUGGUGUGUCAAUUCAAGUAUAUGAAGGUGAACGCGCGAUGACUAAGGACAAUCAUUUGUUGGGAAAGUUUGAAUUGGCUGGUAUACCGCCCGCUCCCCGAGGCGUUCCGCAAAUUGAAGUCACGUUUGAUAUUGACGCCAACGGCAUUUUGAAUGUGUCAGCUGAGGAUAAAAGCACCGGGAGAUCAAAUAAAAUAACGAUAACAAAUGAUAAAGGUAGACUUUCAAAGGAUGAUAUUGAUAGAAUGGUGAAUGACGCCGAGAAAUACAAAGCUGAGGACGAUUUACAGAGGGAACGUGUUACUGCUCGCAAUCAACUUGAGAGCUAUAUUUUCUCGGUAAAACAAGCGGCUGAUGACGCCGGAAACAAACUGUCUGACUCGGACAAACAGACUGUGAUAAGUAAAUGUGACGAAGCUCUUAAAUGGCUUGACGAAAACUCCCUAGGUGAAAAAGAAGAAUUCGAGCACCAUUUAAAGGAAUUGCAACAGGCGUGUUCUCCUAUAAUGGCCAAACUUCACGGAAGUGGUGCAUCGUCUUCCGGUUCCGGGCCAAAAGUUGAAGAAGUGGAUUAAACAGAUGCUUUAUAAAGAUAACAUUUGUAAAUAAAGUAGAAACAUUUGGCGCUAAAUUAUUUUGUGUGAUGAAAUUGAAUUUUGUGAUAAGCAUGUUGACAUUCCUUUUAUAAAGGUUUUAAAAAAGAACUGGUUAAAACAAAUGAUCGGGUGUAAUGAAAAGAAAACAGAAUUCCUUUAGUUUAUUUCAUAAUAAAUAUCACUGAAUGGAUAUCGAUAUUAAGGAACAUAUUUUUAAUUGAUGGUGAAUAACCUCAUGAAGGUACAGAUAAAAUAUGAAUGAACAUCUCACAAUUCUCUUUACAUUAAAGUGCCAGGGGGUAUAAAGGUAACUUUGAUUAACACAUGAAUCAGUUAACCAUACUUUAUACUCGUGCACAUGAAUUGUAACAAGGAAACAUGGCAUAUGGAAAUUAAAUAUUUAACAUGUAAAGACGUUGUGCUGCUGCAUGCGUGAAUAUAUCAGCAAUAUUUGUAUUAAUGCAUGUAUCGCUUGUUAUUUUAUAUAAAUACAAAAAGAA
Ruditapes philippinarum (Manila clam) is the source of this 2559-nucleotide messenger RNA. Its product is annotated as heat shock 70 kDa protein-like. The transcript has 3 exons. NCBI's taxonomy places the organism in Eukaryota, Metazoa, Mollusca, Bivalvia, Venerida, Veneridae. Gene Ontology annotation, molecular function: ATP-dependent protein folding chaperone; ATP binding; ATP hydrolysis activity. Gene Ontology annotation, cellular component: cytoplasm. The record is from RefSeq and is a predicted model, not a curated record. Gene Ontology annotation, biological process: protein refolding; cellular response to unfolded protein. The coding region runs from base 164 to 2038 and encodes 624 amino acids.